Messenger RNA from Periophthalmus magnuspinnatus, 2989 nucleotides. Its product is annotated as voltage-dependent calcium channel gamma-4 subunit-like. NCBI's taxonomy places the organism in Eukaryota, Metazoa, Chordata, Actinopteri, Gobiiformes, Gobiidae. The record is from RefSeq and is a predicted model, not a curated record. Gene Ontology annotation, molecular function: voltage-gated calcium channel activity; channel regulator activity. Gene Ontology annotation, cellular component: AMPA glutamate receptor complex; postsynaptic density membrane. Bases 190 to 1524 code for a protein of 444 amino acids. The transcript is spliced from 5 exons. Gene Ontology annotation, biological process: calcium ion transport; regulation of AMPA receptor activity; positive regulation of synaptic transmission, glutamatergic.
AGAAGAAGAAGGAAGGAAGGCAAAGGGGAACGCAAAAAGAAUCAAAGAAACACUGACAAAUGACUAUCUACUGAAAGAGCGGAGGACAACAAGUACGGAGGAGACGAGAAGGAAACGAACCGAGGAAGCAACGCAAGGAAGCAAAGGAAGGAGACGAAAAUUAGAGGAUUGGUGUUGCAUGGAGAGACGAUGGAUUCAAAAAGCAGGAAUGCCCCUCCAGACCUCAGCUUCCUGCCUCGCCCGGCGCUGGUCUGGUGCGAGCGUGGGAUCCAGGUGCUGCUGACCACCAUGGGAGCCUUCGCCGCCUUCUCCCUCAUGACCGUCGCCAUAGGAACGGACUACUGGCUGUACGCGCGCGCCUUCAUCUGCAACAGCACUGCAAACUCCUCCCAGGAUGACUCCAACUCCAACAAGGACAAGAAGGACCCCGGGGCCCUCACACACUCUGGGCUCUGGAGGAUCUGCUGUCUGGAGGGUCAGAAGCGUGGUGUCUGCUCACAGAUCAACCAUUUCCCCGAAGACGCAGACUACGACCAGGACGCAGCCGAAUACCUGCUCCGAGUGGUGCGGGCGUCCAGUAUCUUCCCCAUUCUUAGUGCCAUCUUGCUGCUAUUGGGGGGAGUGUGCGUUGCUUCCAGUGGAUUUUACAAAAGCAAACGAAACAUCAUUCUGGGAGGAGGGAUCCUGUUUGUGGCUGCAGGUCUGAGUAACAUCAUCGGCGUGAUCGUGUACAUUUCUGCUGCCCUGAGCGACAUCUCUCCUAAAAAAGACGAGGACAAAAAGUGGCACUACUCAUAUGGCUGGUCCUUCUACUUCGGUGGGCUCUCAUUCAUUUUGGCCGAGAUGGUUGGAGUUUUAGCCGUUAACAUUUACAUUGAGAAGAACAAGGAACUACGUUGCCGAUCACGCACGGACUUAUUCAAAAGCACGACCCACGCCGUCCUCCGCCUUCCCAGCUACCGGUUCAGACGGCGUUCCCGCUCUAGCUCCCGCUCCACCGAUCCUCCGCGCUCCCAGGAAAAUUCGCCAAUCGGAGCAUCGAAAUCCUUCAACCUUCCUCCGUCUGCACCGCCAUUUUCAGUCGCGACUCUACCCAAUCCGCAUCACAGCUCCAGCGCAGGUAGCGGAGGUGAUAUCUCGAUGUAUACGUUAUCCCGGGACUCCAAAUUGGGUGCACCUCCGCUUUACGGCACGGUUGACAGGGCAACGCUUUACCAACUCCACAACUACUUCCCCAAAGAUUCGACUGGAGGCAGCGGAGGAGGAGGAGGAGGAGGGGGAGGAGCGAUAAACAGCGGGACUCUGCCUUCCCAUUCCAAGUCUAACCUAGCGACGGCCGCGGCUCAGAACACGGCGCCGCUCAAUACGUCCACGGCAACCUCCGGGACGACCCAGCAGCCCCCGGUUUCCACGGCGACCAUGGAGCGUGAUCGCGGCAAUGUGGGAACGCUGGACCGCCUCACCGCCAAACGGGACCGCGACAGCAACUCGGAUACGCUAAACAGGAAGACCACCCCAGUGUGAGGGACAGGGGGCGGGGCAAAGCAGUCACCAGGAACUAGAGAGUAUAUAUAGAGAGAAAGAUACAGAGGCAGCCAUAAUUUGGAGGGUAAACAAUAUGAACUAAUGACAACAAAUACUUGAACUACACGACCAGGCAAAUGUUUGGACACACUUUUUUAUUCAUGUUUCUUCUUUAUUUUCAUGCGUAUUUACAUCAUAGAAUCUCACUGAAGGCAUCAAAACUAUUAAUUCAUUAUAUAAAUUAAUACAUGUGGAACGUAGUAAACAUAAAAAAUAACCCAAGUGUUUCAGAUUUUAGAUUUUGAAAAAUGAGCCACCCUUUGCUUUUAUAACUGCUUAUAAAAGUGGAUACUAAAAAUAUAUAUUUAGUAGAGUUGUUUAACUUUGUUGCUUCAUAUAUCUGAUGUCUUCACUGUGCAUAUAAAAUGUAGAAAACUGAGAGAAAAACAACACUGAAUGAGAUGGUGUGUCCAAACGUUUGGCUGGUAGUGUAAAUGUCUACAAUAUUUAAUGGAAAAUAGGGUAGUUGAGAUAAGAUUUAAGCUCCUAGUGAAAAGCCCUAUUGUAGAGCCCUAUCCCAGACUGCACACAGACUCAGUAUAGUAAGGACUUAAUGUGAUGCUUUCAACAUGUACAAGAAUGUCCAGAAGUAGUGCGUUAUAAUAUAUAUAUAUACUGGACAUUUCGCUAGUUAAACCGAGACUAAAAGUAAAGUGAAUUAUUUGACUAUAUUGCAACAAAAUGUAAGUGUUUCUGGUGACUGACUUGCUUUAAUCAAUGACAAAUUAUAAGGGAUGUGUGGAUAAACAAUGGGAGACUGUGACUGUCCUUUGAGCCUGUGGUAUGUGGAGCGGCCAUUGUAAUCUAUAAUCUAUUAUAGAGCCAAGUAAUGCCAAACUCCCUCAGACCAGGUCUCCUGCUUCAUCCUGUCUGAACAUCAGCUCCACUUCUGUACCGAUUGGAUGAAUGACAACUGUAAUCUGAUGGAAAUUAGGAAUGCACCGAUACCGCUUUUUCACUCCUGAUACCGAUUCUUUGGCUUUAAGUUUCUGUGUAAACCCAAAAAUAACUGAUGCCAGUGUAGGGACUUCAAAACACAGUUAAAUUAUUACAAAAUGGAUUCAGUUGUGUUAUGUAACUGUUACUUAUCCUGUAAGUAACUACUUUGUAUAAAUAACAGUGAGAUUUUCUGGGCCAACUUCAGCCAGUAAAUAGUUUUGGUCACAUGGUCACAUUUUUAUAUAGCGCUUUUCCAACUUUAUGGCACUUUACAUCAAGGAACUACCCACUCAUUCAGACAUCUAUAAAUUAUGUGUAUGUCAAGAGCAGGAUUCAAACUGCCAACCUUCAGAUCAGUGGACAAACGCUUUACCAACUGAGCCACUGUCUUAUUACAUUCAAAUUAAAGACCUGCCCAGGCUAUCAGCUGAACCAAUAUAAUGGAACUGGUAUCUGUGCAAAUGUC